Molecule: messenger RNA, 1083 nt
Organism: Salmo salar (Atlantic salmon)
Lineage: Eukaryota; Metazoa; Chordata; Actinopteri; Salmoniformes; Salmonidae
Source: RefSeq, a predicted model, not a curated record
AUGGUGGACCUGUCGUGGACCUGUCGUGCAUGCCCUCACAGCAGGCAAGAUUCAGUGAGUUUUGCCUUUACUGAAAAGAGAACAUUAGUACCCCCUCAGAGAGACUACCAGUACCCCUUCAGAGAGACUACCAGUACCCCCUCAGAGAGACUACCAGUACCCCCUCAGAGAGACUACCAGUACCCCCUCAGAGAGACUACCAGUACCCCCUCAGAGAGACUACCAGUACCCCCUCAGAGAGACUACCAGUACCCCUCAGAGAGACAACCAGUACCCCCUCAGAGAAACAACCAGUACCCCCUCAGAGAGACUACCAGUACCCCCUCAGAGAGACAACCAGUACCCCCUCAGAGAGACAACCAGUACCCCCUCAGAGAGACUACCAGUACCCCCUCAGAGAGACUACCAGUACCCCCUCAGAGAGACUACCAGUACCCCCUCAGAGAGACUACCAGUACCCCCUCAGAGAGACAACCAGUACCCCCUCAGAGAGACUACCAGUACCCCCUCAGAGAGACAACCAGUACCCCCUCAGAGAGACUACCAGUACCCCCUCAGAGAGACAACCAGUACCCCUCAGAGAGACAACCAGUACCCCCUCAGAGAGACAACCAGUACCCCCUCAGAGAGACUACCAGUACCCCCUCAGAGAGACAACCAGUACCCCCUCAAAGAGACAACCAGUACCCCCUCAGAGAGAACCAGUACCCCCUCAGAGAGACAACCAGUACCCCCUCAGUGAGUCCACCAGUACCCCCUCAGAGAGACAACCAGUACCCCCUCAGAGAGACUACCAGUACCCCCUCAGAGAGACUACCAGUAUCCCCUCAGAGAGACUACCAGUACCCCCUCAUACACCUUCAGAGAGACCACCAGUACCCCUCAGAGAGACCACCAGUAUCCCCUCAGAUAGACCACCAGUACCCCCUCAGAGAGACCACCAGUAUCCCCUCAGAUAGACCACCAGUAUCCCCUCAGAGAGACCACCAGUACCCCUCAGAGAGACCACCAGUAUCCCCUCAGAUAGACCACCAGUAUCCCCUCGAUGAAGAGGCUGGGCUAUUCCCUGGGUUUCUCCCCUGA